AUGUCAGUAUUCUUCACGCCUCCCAUCCUGCACCUCUACGCCGCCAACGGAACCAAGAUUCCUGUCUACUCGCGACGCAAAGUGCUUAUCAAUCUCGGUCUCCGCCGCUCCUUUGACUGGACUUUCUACGUUGGGGAAGUUUCUCAAGCCAUCAUCGGUGCUGACCUGUUAGCACACUUCAACCUUCUCGUGGAUGUAAAAGGACGGAGGCUCAUCGACCCACUCACCUCCAUCUCCUCCCCUGCUCAACCAGCAUCAUGUGACAGCACGCAUCUCACCGUCAUCCAGAAGGAUCACCAGUUUGCUACGCUACUCAGGUCGUUCCUCACGCUGACGCAGCCCUACUCAGCGGAAUUACCUAUCAAGCACCACGUCACGCAUCUCAUCGAGACUACAGGACCUCCAGUUCACGCUAAGGCCCGUCGUUUAGCUCCUGAACGCUACCGUCAAGCCAAGGCCGAGUUCGAGUCUCUGAUGCGCCAAGGUAUCAUCAGGCCCAGCAGCAGCAACUGA
Messenger RNA from Portunus trituberculatus (swimming crab), 513 nucleotides. RefSeq lists its product as uncharacterized. Bases 1 to 513 code for a protein of 170 amino acids. The record is from RefSeq and is a predicted model, not a curated record. NCBI's taxonomy places the organism in Eukaryota, Metazoa, Arthropoda, Malacostraca, Decapoda, Portunidae. The transcript has a single exon.